Durusdinium trenchii is the source of this 2568-nucleotide messenger RNA. The record is from the annotation of a GenBank genome assembly. Lineage: Eukaryota; Dinophyceae; Suessiales; Symbiodiniaceae.
CGGUUUACACAGAACUCGGUUCGAAAGUUCACAGCCACUCGCUGUGCCGCUGUGCUGGACGUCCGCCCCAAGGGGUUCCGGGCGAUGGCGUUCGAUGCGGAGGUCCAGGCGAAUGCUGUUUGCUGCAUCACCGCUGUUGGAGGGGAGCAAUUUGGGGCAGCGGUGUUUUACGAAGAUCUACGUGCCUUCAGGAUUUGCGAAUACCUCGAAGAUGUGCACCUUUCCAGGACCGAAGCCUUGCUUUUGCAGCUGCAACCGAUGCGCUGCUGUUCGCUAGCUUUGGCCGGCGAACUUCCGCGAAAGCUGCGUGCUGUGGCGGAGUCGUGUGGCGUGGAGCUACAGGAGGUGAAAGCGCAAGAUGCCAAAGAGGUGGAUCUGGAGCAGGACUUGAAGCGCUUGCUCGUCGAUGAGCCCAGUCGACACCUGGAGGAGCAACGGCAGGUGGUGGGAAUGAAAUCCUUGGGGGCGCUCAUUGCGCAUUUGCAGUUGCUCCAAGAGCCGGGGAACUUCAAUGCCUGCACCUUGGGGCUGUACCCUUUGAGGAGCUUCGUGUUCCUGGACAAGGCUGCUUUCUCUGCAUUGAACGUCCUCCCGCGGCCCGAGGAAAGCCAAAGGUCGAAUACGAACCUUCUGGGCUUCCUCAACAGGUGUCGCUCGCAGAUCGGCCAGCGCCGCUUGCGGCAGUGGCUUACGCAACCGCUUACAGACCCAAAGAAGAUCUCCAGAAGGCACGACGUGGUGGAGGCGCUGGUGGGUGCAGAUGCUGUGCUCAGGGACCUGGAGGCGCAGCUCCGGCGCGUGCCUGACUUAGAGCGCCUGGCCGCGCGGCUCCACCGCAUCGCCGCCAAGUCGAAAGCUCAAGGAGCCACCCUGGAGGACUUAGUGAACUUGUACCAUUGCGUUUUGGCGACGGAGAAGAUGAAGCAGGUUCUUCAGAACUACGCUGGGAAGCACGAAGAGGUCCUGGCCGAAGUCUUGUUCGAACCAAUGAGGUCGAUCUUGCAAGACUUUGGGAACUUUCGCGCCUUGGUCGAGAAGACCAUCGAUCUGCAGCAGGCGGAGCUCAGGAACUAUUGCAUCAGCGCGGCGUUUGAUCCUUCCUUGAAGCAACUGGCCCAACAACGUGACAAAGUCCGAGCUCAGAUGGAGGCCACGCGGGCUGAAGUGGACAAGAAGUUGAGCCUGGGAGGCCGAGGCAACGAGAAGCCCGUCUCCUUGACGGAGUGCCCGGAGGGAUUGGCCCUUCGCGUCACCAAGAAGCACCAGCAGGCGAUCCAGAAGUGGAAUGGCAAACCGGCACUGAAGGUGCUUAGUAUCAAGAAGGUAGAGGUCUUCUUCACCACCAACGAGUUGGUCAAGCUGAACAAAGACCUUCAGCAGGCCAUCGAUGAAUACCAGCAGCAGACAGACGCGUUGGUGGCCAAAGCCCUGACCGUCGCGAGCACCUACAGCUCCGUGGUGGAGCGACUUGGAGAUACACUCGCCGACUUGGAUGUCUUCUGCUCGUUGGCCCGGGUGGCGCUCACCGCGCCGUGCAACUUUGUGCGUGCCCAGCUGGAUGAGUCGGGUCAGACCUGCAACAUUCAGGGAGCAGUGCAUGUGCUGGUCACCGCAAACUCAGAGCAGAGCUUUGUGGCCAACGACCUCCAGAUGCACCGAGACUCGUCACGGCUACACCUCAUCACCGGACCGAACAUGGGCGGCAAGAGCACUUAUAUCAGGUCCGUGGCCCUCAUUGCCUUGCUCAACCAGAUGGGCAGCUUUGUACCUUGCAGAAGUGCCACGCUGCCCUGCUUCGAUUCCAUCAUGUGCCGUGUGGGAGCCUCCGAUAUGCAAUUGCGAGGCAUCUCCACCUUCAUGGCGGAAAUGCUUGAGGCUGCCUGCAUCUUGAAGGUGGCCACCGAGCGUUCUUUGGUGAUUGUGGAUGAGCUUGGUCGCGGCACCUCUACGGCCGAUGGCUUUGGCCUAGCCUGGGCGAUCGCCAAGCACUUGGUGGAGGAGACCCGGUGCUUCAGCCUCUUUGCGACUCACUUCCACGAGCUGGCAGCCUUGGAACAAGCAGCGCCUGCCGUGCGGAACAGGACGAGGCGGAGGCAUGCCACAGCUGUGGUCGAGCCUGAAAACGGCAGGCUGACUUUCCUCUAUGCCUUAGCUGAUGGUGCAGCGGACCAAAGCUACGGCGCCUUCGUGGCGGAGCUCGCCGGCUUCCCACCGCGGGUGGUCCACGAUGCCCGGCGCCGCGCGGAGGAAUUUGAAUCAGCGAGCAGCUUCGGAAGGGCCAGGAAACGCCAGAAGGUGGCGCUCCCUGAGACGCUGCAGAGCAUCUACGACGCCGAGACAGAGGAGGACUUUGUCCAGCGGACCAUGGCGAACUUGUCCACUCUUCAAAACCUCCUGGCUCAAGGUGGCUGCUGAGCAGAUCUGAGUAGAUGGGUUGCUUGGCGACGUCAUGAGAAUGGGAAUCACAUGGGGUUCCCAUGCAGAAACUGCAGAGGUUGGUCACUUCUUCCUUUAGCAGAUGAUUUUGUGCUUCUUUCUGAGGUGCCCGGGACGGAUUUUGCAAGUUCC